AAUUAAAAGCAAACGUAAAAGCUUCCUUCUUUUCCUUGAAAUUUAAGUUCAAAAUGUUGAAAUGAUCUUGGAAGGUGUAAAGCAGAAACUUCUGAAAAAUAUAGUUUGUGGUAUUUAGGGUUUCCAAGGAAGACCAAGAAGAAGAAGAUCAACAACGCAUAACUCUGCUGAAAUAAUCGGUAGAGAAUGUACGAGGAUAGUUCUUGUUUUGAUCCUAAUCCAACGGUGGAAGCAACCGUCGACAACAACGGCGGCUACUAUGACUCAACCACGGCGACAGAAACAGAUUUUACGGUAAGUCAACAGUUCCAACCACCGGUCAUGAUCUCCGGGAGCACAAUAAACACCUUCAGCGACGAGCUUAAGCUCCCAACAAUGGAUGAGUUCUCUGUCUUCCCACCUGUUGUCUCUUUCCCAAACUCAGAUAGUCAGAACCAAAUCAGCAAUGACAACAACAACCAUCUGAUCCGACAGAUGAUACACGACUCAAACUGGGCUGCUUCUGUAGACAACUAUGGAUUCUUCAUGAACACUUCAGAUCAAAACACAACAACAACUCCAACUCCUGAUCUUCUCAGCCUCUUGCAUUUGCCUAAAUGCUCAGUUCCAUUACCAAGCUCAAACCUAUCGGAUAUAAUGCCUGGUUCUUGCAUCUCAUACGACCCGCUCUUCCACUUAAACCUUCCUCCACAGCCUCCAUUGAUCCUUACUGCUGAUGACUACUCAGGGUUCUUUCUAGGAACCGAUACCAAUACUACUAAUACUCAAAGAGAUCAGCACAAUGUUGGUGAUGAGAACAACAAUGAUCAGUUUGAUAGUGGAAUCAUUGAGUUUAGCAAAAACAUUAGGCGUAAAAGAAGAGGAAAGCAAAAGAACAAGCCUUUCACGACAGAGCGUGAGCGAAGAUGUCACUUGAAUGAGCGGUACGAGGCCUUGAAACUGCUCAUUCCUAACCCUAGCAAGGGAGAUAGAGCAUCCAUUCUUCAAGAUGGAAUUGAUUACAUUAACGAGUUGCGCAGAAGAGUGAGCGAGCUUAAAUUUUUGGUUGAGAGGAAAAGAUGUGGUGGGAGACACCAGAACAAUAAUGAAGUGGAGAACAAUAAUAACUUAGAUGAUCUUAAUAUUGUCGAUGAUGAUGAUGAAAACAUGGAGAAGAAGACUGAGAGUGAUGUAAUAGACCAGUGUUCAAGCAACAACACACUGAGGUGUUCAUGGCUGCAAAGGAAAUCAAAACUGACAGAAGUUGAUGUUAGGAUUGUUGAUGAUGAAGUAACAAUCAAAGUUGUUCAGAAAAGGAAGAUUAAUUGUUUGUUGGUUGUCACCAAAGUGAUUGAUCAUCUACAUCUCGAUCUUCACCAUGUCUCUGGAGGACAGAUUGGUGAGCAUUAUAGUUUCUUGCUUAACACUAAGAUAAAUGAAGGAUCAACAAUAUAUGCAAGCGCAAUAGCAAACAAAGUUAUUGAAGUUGUUGAUCAACACAACAUGGCUGCUCUUCCCAUCAACAACUACUAAUUAUUAGGCUAACUUUAUAUAUUUCUAACUUUUGUAUUCUAUGUUUAGUCAUUUUCAGGACUAAAUAAAAUCUUUUUUGGAGCUA
Messenger RNA from Brassica oleracea var. oleracea, 1597 nucleotides. Its product is annotated as transcription factor bHLH91-like. NCBI's taxonomy places the organism in Eukaryota, Viridiplantae, Streptophyta, Magnoliopsida, Brassicales, Brassicaceae. Bases 187 to 1512 code for a protein of 441 amino acids. The record is from RefSeq and is a predicted model, not a curated record. Gene Ontology annotation, molecular function: protein dimerization activity. Gene Ontology annotation, biological process: anther wall tapetum development; regulation of DNA-templated transcription. The transcript is spliced from 4 exons.